Messenger RNA from Lasiodiplodia theobromae, 375 nucleotides. RefSeq lists its product as uncharacterized. Bases 1 to 375 code for a protein of 124 amino acids. NCBI's taxonomy places the organism in Eukaryota, Fungi, Ascomycota, Dothideomycetes, Botryosphaeriales, Botryosphaeriaceae. The transcript has 3 exons. The record is from RefSeq and is a predicted model, not a curated record.
AUGUCCAACAUGGCUGAAACACACACCGAAGACCAGUGGGACGCCCUGAAAGACGAACUGAGAUCACUCUACCUGGAGAGGGAUAUGGCCUUGCCGGCAGUAUCAAGGCUCAUGGAAGAGAGACAUGGGUUUUCUGCAAGGAAAAACCAAUACGAGAAGCACUUCAAACGCUGGAAAUGGUCCAAGAACCUCUCGUCCGAGCAAUGGCGGCAGAUUGACAAUAUGAGGCGCGAUCGACAGGUACAAGGCAGGGAUUCGGUGUUUUACGACCGUGGCCGCAGGAUCCCACAACAACAAUUGGACAGGAGUACGAGAAGCGCCGCCAUCUGGGCUUCCCUCUGGUAUCACCGUUCACACACCGCCGCCGGAGCUUGA